AUGUCGUCAUCUGUUUCUGUGCCCUCCGGUGUGAGUGAUUACAGGAACGAGAGCGGGAGCGAAAAUGUGAACAAGAGUACGACAAUGGUCCCCGGUGAGGUGGUGAUUCGUGAGGUAGCGAUGUUGUGUAACUUGGGCUUGGGCCACAUAAAUCCCAGUCUUCAGUUCCAUACAUGUUUGUGUGCUCAUGGCUAUACCUCUACCUUGUUCGCUCCGGUUAAUAGGGUUCAGAGAGACGAGAUGACAAAGCGUGCCAAGACGAUAAUUAAGUUAGAACGACUUGUGGAGUAUUGCCAACGGCUGAUGCCCUGUCCAGAUGAGGUUCCUCAGGCGCUGGAGGCGAAGUCGGUUAUGGAGGGGGAGCCGGAGGCUAACGGCGCAUUGGGUGACAAGGUUGAAGAGAUCCUGGCAUUGGAAAUGGGUCCAGGUCUUACGCUGGUGCUAAUCGAAGUGAAGGCUGCGGUCAUUGAGGAGUUGAUCGAUAUAUAUUCCGACCUGCAUUGGCAGUAUAAUUUAUGGUACAAGAUUGUAGUGGAGUACUACGAAGGCGUGCACAGCAACCGGGGAAAGGUACGGCCGAUUGCCGUAUUUGGUGAUUUUAUGACGGUUGCGGAUGUGCCUGUGGCCGAGUUCUUCGAGGCUCAGUGCUGGACUUUCUGUCCUUCACCUUGCAUCGUGAUCGGAGCCUUUGACAACUUCUUCUUGUCCGUGGCCAAAGCGGAGGAGAUGAAGCAGGUGGAGUUGCCGGGGCUAGGUUCUUACAAACCGGACCAGUUGAUUAGGCUCAAGGGCAUACCGGCGCUUGAGAAGUGCACGAAGCUGAUGUUGCAGCUGUAUCAUCAACGUGGCGCGAAGAAGGGCUUCGUCUGCAACGACGUUGAUGCGUUUUACCGUCCGGAAUUGCUAAGCAACAUCAAGCAGUCAAUUACUGGCCUGCUUAAUGUCGGUCCCGUUAUUGGCUAUGACGCUCGGAUCGGCCGCGGUCUUGUUGAUGGAGACAGCGAUCUGGAGUGGCUGAACCAGUUUGCUGAUGAAAGUGUUUUGUUCAUCGCAUUCGGUACGGUCUUCUCGCCGAGUGCUGAAGAUAUGAAGGCCAUUUGCACAGCUAUUGACAAGACACCCAACUACGUCUUGUGGUCAGUCAGAUCACCCCACAAGGGUGUCGAGGGCUUUAGUGAACGGGGUUUCCCAACGUCAUUUGAGGGAAAACGGGCUAGGAUCGUCAAUUGGAUACAACCACGCCCCUCGUACUGA
Messenger RNA from Gregarina niphandrodes, 1254 nucleotides. RefSeq lists its product as hypothetical. The transcript has a single exon. NCBI's taxonomy places the organism in Eukaryota, Apicomplexa, Conoidasida, Eugregarinorida, Gregarinidae. The coding region runs from base 1 to 1254 and encodes 417 amino acids. The record is from RefSeq and is a predicted model, not a curated record.